GGAAGGCUACAUUGAGGAGGCAGAGAGCAGCAGCCGCCGGUGGGAGGAGCGCAGCGUAUAUGCAAUGAGCGCACACAGCCGAGCUGCACUGACAGAUCCCCGCUUCCUCCGGAGCUACAGGGAAUGCGCUAAAGACGUAUCCAGCCCUCAGCGCGCUUUCCGCUCUCCAGCUCCUGUCUCAGCAACGAGAUGCUGCCCUGGAAGAAAAACAAGUUUGACCUGAUCGAGGAGGACAACAAGCAGGCGAAGCAGAAGGGCUAUGCGGUGAGCCUCAACUACGGCGCCCUCACCUCCUUCGCUAAAUCGUGCCCGGAGGGGGCACUGACCCGGGUGGGCAGCAUGUUCAAGUCCAAGAGGAAGAAGAUCAAGAUCACGGGGGAGGACCCCACUUACACGGUGCUCUACCUGGGCAACGCAACCACCCUUCAGUCCAAAGGAGAAGGCUGCACGGACCUGGCAGUGGGCAAGAUCUGGAGCAAGAGUGAGAUGGGCAAACAUGGCACCAAAAUGAAACUGACUGUCAGCUCUCAGGGCAUCCGCAUGGUGCAUGUGGAGGACAAAGCCAAGCGCCCCGGGCACCUCUAUUUGUUGCACCGGGUGACCUACUGCGUGGCGGACUCGAGGCUGCCCAAGAUCUUUGCUUGGAUCUACCGGCACGAGAUGAAGCACAAGGCGGUGAUGUUGCGCUGUCACGCAGUGCUGGUGUCCAAGCCGGAGAAGGCUAAAGCCAUGGCACUGCUGCUCUACCAAACCUCGGCCAACGCCCUGGCAGAGUUUAAGAGGCUCAAGAGAAGGGAGGAUGCCAGGCACCAGCAGCAGCAGCUGAUCGGAGAACAGAGCAUCCCGCUGGUCCCGCUGAGGAAGCUGCUAAACGGACAGUGCUGCUACAAGCCGCCGGUGGAGCGCAGCCGGAGCGCUCCCAAGCUGGGCUCGAUUACCGAGGACCUGCAGGGAGAAGAGGAGGAGGAGAGGGCCAUGAGCUUUGAGUGUGAGGACGUGCUGGACACCGGGGGUGGGGGAGAGGGUGGCGGGGAAGAAGAAGAGGGGGAGGUGGUGGUGGCGAAGCACGAAUUGUCUCAACUCAUCAAUGAUCUCGGGGAGAUGAGCCUGGGCAAUGACCUACAGACUUUAAAGGCGGACCUGAGGGUGACCAGACUGCUGUCCGGGGAGAGCACGGGCAGCGAGUCCUCCAUAGAAAGCAACCACGAUUCUGGACCCAUCAUCAAUGGGUUUGAAGAGUGCAGGGAACCCGAGACUGUAUGAGCGCGAUUCCGGGGAACGUCUGCAGACUUGUAUAUUAACCCAUUAAUGUCAGGGCUUAGUAUGCGUUGGCCAUGUGUAGACUGAUGGCUUUCCAGCAGAAAAAGAUUCAUUCAUCUGGCUAGACGCCACGGACCUGUGUUUGCCAUUUUAAAUACAGUGAGCCAUAUUUCUAAAGACAGGGGGUGUCAAAUACCUUCACAUUCUUGAUCCGUAUAGCUUAACACACUAUAAAUAUGGCCAGUUUUUCAUUGUGGACGUCUUCCUGUUGUAGAGACCUGUACAGGCUCCCUGGCACUAAAUGGAUUAAUGCCAACUAAUAUUUGAGCCCUUGGUUUGGGCUCUCUGCAUACCUGGGUAUUAACUCAUCGUGUUUGCUGUCUCCCUAAAUCACUUUCUCAAUGGAGCUGAAUGUGUUAAUGAUUGUUGCAUUAGUCUAGAUAUUAACAGAUUGCUGGUGUGCCACCAUAACCUGUAUACAUCAUGUUUGGGGUCAUAUGUAAAGACAGGACAGCCAUAAGUGAGGCUCUGUAUGUUAUAACCAAAGGGAUGGCUUCUUGAGGGCCAAGUUUUUACCCCCAGAAAAAGUGAGACUCCAAAUGAUCUGGAUAGUUCUCUAUGGUUCUGCUUAAUGUGUAGAGUUAUGUAUAAAGGAGAGAUUGUAUAAUUUAAAUGCCUGCUGGAUGUGUGCUGCUGGUUUGGUGGCCCAGAAUGCUGGGGUUAAUGUGCACACACUCCUAGCAUAGAGUGGGCAAAUCAAAAGUAGCAUGUAAAUUAUGGGAUUUGUGCAAUAAACAUUUUGUGGCCUGAUGGAAGAUUUCUAGAUGGUUGUGGUGCUUAAGAUUCACCACACCAUAGUAGUAGAGCAGUAUUACUCCUACCAUGCCUAAGAAGGGCUGCAGGUAAGAGAUCA
Molecule: messenger RNA, 2173 nt
Organism: Spea bombifrons (plains spadefoot toad)
Lineage: Eukaryota; Metazoa; Chordata; Amphibia; Anura; Pelobatidae
Gene: FAM43A
Product: family with sequence similarity 43 member A
Exons: 1
Coding region: 190-1263 (357 amino acids)
Source: RefSeq, a predicted model, not a curated record